Drechmeria coniospora is the source of this 2616-nucleotide messenger RNA. Its product is annotated as DUF221 domain protein. Lineage: Eukaryota; Fungi; Ascomycota; Sordariomycetes; Hypocreales; Ophiocordycipitaceae. Gene Ontology annotation, molecular function: calcium-activated cation channel activity. Gene Ontology annotation, cellular component: plasma membrane. The record is from RefSeq and is a predicted model, not a curated record. The transcript has 4 exons. Bases 1 to 2616 code for a protein of 871 amino acids.
AUGCGUUUAGGCGAUGACCCUGUCAGAUGCAACCCCGAGGACUACGUCACACCUCCCUCCAAGAACCGCAAGGACCUCGAGGUUCAGCUCGCCUUGUCCUUGAUCCUCGGCGUCUCCGCCUUUGUCGCCUUUUGUAUCCUGCGUCCCCGAUGGCCCUCCCUCUACGCCGCCCGCAAGCGUCGCCUCCCCGCCAACGUCGGCCUGCCCUCGCUGCCCGACUCCUUCUUCGGAUGGAUCCCGAGCCUGUACAGGAUCAGCGAGGACCAGGUCCUGGCCUCGGCCGGCCUUGACGCCUUCGUCUUCUUGACCUUUUUCCGAAUGGCCGUCCGCCUCUUCGCGAGCAUGGCCUUCUUCGCCAUGGCCGUCCUCUGGCCCAUCAACGCCCACUACCGCCACUUCCAACCGGUCCUCGGCAACGACACCACGACGGCCGCCGACGCAUCCCGCCGGACCAUGGCCGCCUAUCCACCUCGACACGGCGACCUCCUGGAUGCCGAUCCCCUGAAGGGAGGCCGCGGGGACGAGAGCGGCGAAAAGAGCUUUCUGUGGGCAUACGUUGUCUUCACCUACUUCUUCGUCGCCCUGACCCUCUACUCCGUCAACUGGGAGACGUUUCGCAUCAUCCGCUUCCGCCAGGACUACCUCGGCACCCAGUGCACCGUCACGGACCGCACCUUUCGCCUGACGGGCAUCCCCCUCCACCUGCGGUCCGAGGAAAAGCUCAAGACGCUCAUCGACGGGCUCGACAUCGGCCUCGUCGAGUCCAUCACCCUGUGCCGCAACUGGAAAUCCCUCGACGACCUGAUGCAGCUGCGAGACCAGAUUCUUCGAAAGCUCGAGCUGUCCUGGGCCAGGUAUCUGACGCGCCGCCAUCCUUUGCCGACGCCCCGGAUGGGUCAUGGCGUGACGGGCGAGCGGCCCUACGACGACGACGACGACGACGAGCGGUCCGACGAAAACGCACGCCUCCUCGAGAGCCAGCCCCAUCAGCCGCACGUCGCCGAGGGCGACCGUCCCGAGGUCAAGAUCCGCUUCGGAUUCUGCCGCCUCCGCAGCCGCAAGGUCGAUGCCAUCGACUACUACGAGGAGAAGCUCCGGCGCGUCGACCAGAGGGUGGCGGCGGCCCGCAGGAAGCAGUAUCCCGCCACCGACAUGGCCCUCGUCACCAUGGACUCGGUCGCGUCCUGCCAGAUGGUCAUCCAGGCCCGCAUCGACCCGAGGCCCGGCCAGCUCCUGACAAAGUCGACGCCCUCGCCCUCGGACCUCGUCUGGAAGAACACGUACGCCAUGCGGGGCAUCCGGAGGCUCAAGUCGUGGGCCAUCACCUUGUUCAUCACCAUCCUGACCCUCAUCUGGAUCUUCCCGACGGCCUUCAUCGCCUCGUGGCUGAGCAUCUGCACCAUCAAGCGCGUCAUGCCCGCCCUGUUCCGCUGGCUCGUCGACCACCCCAUCCUCAACUCGCUCUUCCAGAACGGCGGUCCCACCUUGGUCGUCUCCCUGCUCAACGUCGCCGUCCCCUACCUCUACCACUGGCUCUCCAACAACCAGGGCAUGAUCUCGCAGGGCGACGUCGAGCUCUCCGUCAUCUCCAAGAACUUCUUCUUCACCUUCUUCAACACCUUCUUCGUCUUCGCCGUCUCCCGCACCGGCUUCGACUUCUGGAGCGUCCUCCGCGACUUUCUCAAGGACACGAGCCGCAUCCCCGCCGUCAUCGCCGCCGACGUGGAGAACCUCUCCAUCUUCUACAUCAGUCUCAUCAUGCUCCAGGGCAUCGGCCUCAUGCCCUUCCGCAUCCUCGAGGUCGGCAGCCUCAUCCUCGCGCCCGUGUACCGCAUGGCCUCGUCGACGCCCCGCCAGUUCGCCGAGCUCCAGAGGCCGCCCGUCUUCCAGUACGGCUUCUACCUGCCGACGGCCCUCCUCGUCUUCAACCUCUGCAUCAUCUACAGCGUCCUCAUGUGGGGCUUCGUCAUCCUCGUCUUCGGAACCGUCUACUUCGCGCUCGGCUACUUCACCUUCAAGUACAUGGUCCUCUACGCCAUGGAUCAGCCCCAGCACGCCACCGGCGGUGCGUGGCGCAUAAUCUGCUACCGCAUCGUCAUCGGCCUGCUCGUCUUCGAGGUCGUCAUGGUCGGGCAGAUCGCCUCGCUCGCCGCCUUUGUCCAGUCGGUGGCCAUCCUCCCGCUGAUCCCCUUCACUAUCUGGUACAGCUACUACUUCAACCAACGCUUCGAGCCCCUGACCAAGUACAUUGCCUUGCGGGCCAUCAAGUCGGGCCAGGGACGCGCCGACGAGCAGGCCGUCGACGAUGCCUUUGACGACGAUGCUUUCGACGACGACGGGCUGGGGCCGAGGCAGUCGCAGGCGCUGAUGCGGAGGAGGAGCACGUUGGACGAGCUGAAGGAGGAGGGCUUGAAGUUUGUGAACCCGAGCCUCGUCGUGCCCCUCCAGCAGCCGUGGAUCUACAAGGAACAACCGCCGCCGCUGCCGACCGACGACACGGAAACCGACGGGGACGAAUGGUCUCAGGGUCCGCCGGCCAUGAUACUCCCUAAUGCGGACAGCUCACUUGGCAUUGGCGAGAAUAAUGUGUGGAGGGACAUGGGCCGGAAUGACUGA